Messenger RNA from Pelobates cultripes (western spadefoot toad), 282 nucleotides. The record is from the annotation of a GenBank genome assembly. NCBI's taxonomy places the organism in Eukaryota, Metazoa, Chordata, Amphibia, Anura, Pelobatidae.
GCAAGGUCCCCAAGGAUGUCAUUGUCAAAUUCCACUACUUUGCACAUAAGGAGCAGCAAGAAAAUCUCCCACGCUCCCUGACCCUCACCAACACCGUAUUUGCGGACUUACCAGCAGCCACAAUGGCAAGACGCAAAACAUUCAUCACUAUUACAAAGACACUAGGCAACAACAACGUGUCCUUCAAAUGGGGCUACCCAACCAAACUGCUAAUCUGGAGGCAGGGGAAAACCCACAUGGUAAAUGAUCCGGCUGAGGGUAUGAAAUCACUUAUUGAAUGGG